Molecule: messenger RNA, 1873 nt
Organism: Danaus plexippus (monarch butterfly)
Lineage: Eukaryota; Metazoa; Arthropoda; Insecta; Lepidoptera; Nymphalidae
Gene: scf
Product: calumenin-B
Exons: 7
Coding region: 215-1180 (321 amino acids)
Cellular component (GO): endoplasmic reticulum
Molecular function (GO): calcium ion binding
Source: RefSeq, a predicted model, not a curated record
UCUAUUAUUCUGCAAUUUUCAUCGACUCUAUUAUCUUGCGAGUCGCGAGUUCCCUAAUCGAAACGGGAAUAAGGAACGCAACAUAAUUAAAAAUCUGUGCCGGAUUUACGUGUACGUUGUUGACGUGGCGCUGUAAAUUAUAAAGCUAGAAUUUCUAUAUUUUAGUCACUGAAAAAUUGAUUUUACUGAAAUUACGUUAAUACGCUGCGAAAUAAUGUUAAUAACAUUGUACACAGUUCUUGCCAUAACAGCGGUAUUUGCUGGUGUUCCCAACCAGGAUGAGUCUAAGCGGAUGAUGGACCACUUGUCGGAUGCUGAACAUUAUAGAAAUGAGCAUCACAACAAACAAUUUGACCAUGACGCAUUCCUCGGGGAAGAUCAAGCUAAAACAUUUGAUCAAUUGUCGCCUGAAGAAAGCAAGAGAAGACUAGGAAUCAUCGUCGACAAGAUAGAUUCUGACAGUGACGGAUUUGUUUCUCUCGUUGAGUUGAAGGAUUGGAUUCGUUACACGCAGAAGAGGUACAUCGAGGAGGACGUGGAAAGACACUGGAAGCAGCACAGCCCUAAUCAUGACGACCUUAUUCCUUGGGAGACAUACAAGAAGAAUGUGUACGGCUUCAUGGAAGAUAUGACAAAUAAUGAGUUGAGGAAUGCCGAGGGUGCGACUUACACCAACCUGAUGAAGAGAGACAGACGCAGGUGGCAUUAUGCUGACGGUGAUCAAGAUGAUGCUCUGAACCGCACCGAAUUCGGCUGGUUCCUUCACCCCGAGGACCACUCCGGCAUGAGAGACGUGGUCGUUCUGGAGACUAUGGAAGACAUAGACAAGGAUAAGGACGGUAAGGUGUCCCUGGAGGAGUACAUCGGUGACAUGUACAAGCCGGAGGAGGGAGACGUGGCCGAGGACGAGCCGGACUGGGUCAAGCAGGAGAGGGAACAGUUCACGGGAUACAGAGACACAAACAAGGACGGUUACAUGGACGAGCGCGAGGUGAAAGAAUGGAUCGCCCCGCCCGAGUUCGACCACGCGGAGGCCGAGGCGAGGCAUCUCGUGUUCGAAGCGGACUCGGACGCCGACGAGAAGCUGACCAAAGACGAGAUACUGGACAAGUACGACCUGUUCGUCGGAUCACAGGCGACCGACUUCGGCGAGGCCCUGGCCAGGCACGACGAGUUCUAGAUUGGAAUUUUAUUCGAGAAUAUUCGUUCUCGAUAUAAAAUAUUAGCGUCUCAACAAAGUUUAUGUUAAUUAACAGCUCGAAUUUUAUGUUUCUGGUGUAUUAUUUGUCUUUGGUACAAACCUGUGUAAUCAUGUCGUACAAAUAAAAAAUCGUAUACAUUAAUUCCCAUAAGUUACUCACAGUUAAUAUCAUUAACCAUUUAUUUACAAUGAUUUUUAUUCUUAGAAACGGUGUUGCUAGACGCUAAAAAUUCAAAUGAAAAAUUACUUCAGUGUUGCCAGCUUGAAAUUAAAAUAUUUUUAGGGCAUCUUUUGUUUAUGUAUCGCAUUAUAUAUAUAUUGUCUGAGCCAUAUAAGAUUGUCUGUAGAUUUAGUUUUAUAUAAUAAUAUAUUAACUCAUACUAAAAUGUUAUUAGUGAAUCUCUUCAACUUGUGAAAUUAUUUACUUACAUUAGUAAUAAUUAAAUUAGCUAAGACUUAUCGUAAAAUGCCAAAGCUUUUGAUGACUAAUCUGUUAUAAUAACUUUACUAUCUGUGUUACUACUUAAUAUUACUGAAAUUCCAUAUUCUAUGCAUUUAAUAUUGUUUUUAAGUAACUUAGUUUAAGAAAUGAGUCGAUCUUGUUUGAGAGCCAUUAAAUGUUUCCUGUAUUCCAACGUAACGUAUUUUUUGAAUAAACGAUUUUGAUUUUAA